GGCGGUGCCGGGGCGGCCACGGAGCCAUGGACGGCAGCGGGCCCUUCAACUGCCCCAUCUGCCUGGAGCCGCUGCGGGAGCCGGUGACGCUGCCCUGCGGCCACAACUUCUGCCUCGCCUGCCUGGGCGCGCUCUGGCCGCACCGCGGCGCGGGUGGAGCCGGCGCAUCCGGAGGCGCCGCCCGCUGUCCGCUGUGCCAGGAGCCCUUUCCCGACGGCCUGCAGCUCCGCAAGAACCACACGCUGUCCGAACUGCUGCAGCUCCGUCAGGGCUCGGGCCUCGGGCCCGGGCCCGGGCCUGGCCCCGGCCCGGCCUCGGCCCCGGCCCCGGCCCCGGCCGCGUCCCCCGAGCCCGGGGCGCCCAGCGCGCCGCCGAGUGCCCCGGAGCCGUCGGCUCCCUGCGCGCCCGAGCAGUGGCCGGCGGGCGAAGAGCCGGUGCGCUGCGACGCGUGCCCCGAGGGCGCCGCCCUGCCCGCCGCGCUCUCCUGCCUCUCCUGCCUCGCCUCCUUCUGCCCCGCACACCUGGGGCCGCACGAACGCAGCCCCGCGUUACGCGGUCACCGCCUGGUGCCGCCGCUGCGCCGGCUGGAGGAGAGCCUGUGCCCACGCCACCUGCGGCCGCUCGAGCGCUACUGCCGCGCGGAGCGCGUGUGCCUGUGCGAGGCCUGCGCCGCCCAGGAGCACCGAGGCCACGAGCUCGUGGCGCUGGAGCAGGAGCGCGCGCUCCAGGAGACCGAGCAGCCCAAAGUGCUGAGCGCCGUGGAGGAUCGCAUGGACGAGCUGGGCGCCAGCAUCGCACAGUCCCGGCGGACCGUGGCCCUCAUCAAGAGCGCCGCCCUGGCAGAGCGAGAGAGGGUGAACCGGCUGUUUGCAGAGGCUGCAGCGGCCCUGCAGGGCUUCCAGACCCAAGUGCUGGGCUUCAUCGAGGAGGGGGAGGCCACCAUGCUGGGCCGCUCCCAGGGAGACCUUCGGCGGCAGGAGGAGCAGCGCAGCAGGCUCAGCCAGGCCCGGCACAACCUCAGUCAGGUCCACGAGGCGGACUCCGUCAGCUUCCUGCAGGAGCUCCUGGCCCUGAGGCUGGCCCUGGAGGAGGGGUGCGGCCCGGGGCCCAGCCCCCCGAGGGAGCUCAGCUUCACCAAGUCAUCCCAAGCUGUGAAGGCGGUGAGAGACGGGCUGACCACGGCCUGCACCAGCCAGUGGGAGCAGCUGCGGGGGCUGAGCCGGGAUGAGGACGGGCUGCAGAAGCUCGACGAGGAAGCUGAUGCUGAGUCCCAGGACCCAGAUAGCACCGGUCCCCUGGAGAGCGAGGUGCCCAGGGAUUACUUCCUCAAGUUCGCCUACAUCGUGGACCUGGACAGUGACACAGCAGACAAGUUCCUGCAGCUGUUUGGAACCAAGGGUGUGAAGAGGGUGCUGUGUCCCAUCAACUACCCCGAGUCGCCCACCCGCUUUACCCACUGCGAGCAGGUGCUGGGCGAGGGCGCCCUGGACCGGGGCACCUACUACUGGGAGGUGGAGAUCAUCGAGGGCUGGGUCAGCGUGGGGGUCAUGGCUGAGGACUUCCCCCCACAAGAGCCCUACGACCGGGGCCGCCUCGGCCGCAACGGCCACUCCUGCUGCCUGCAGUGGAACGGGCGCAGCUUCUCCGUCUGGUUCAACGGGCUGGAGGCGCCCCUGCCUCACCCCUUCUCGCCCACGGUCGGCGUCUGCCUGGAAUAUGCUGACAGGGCCCUCGCCUUCUAUGCCGUGCGGGACGGCAAGGUGAGCCUCCUGCGGCGGCUGAAGGCCACCCGGGCCCGCCGGAGUGGCCCCCCGGCCUCCCCCAGUGACCUCUUCCAGAGCCACGUGGACCACUUCUUUGCGGGACUCUUCAGGACCAGGCUGAAGCCCGCCUUCUUCCUGGAGAGUGUGGAUGCCCACCUGCAGAUUGGGCCCCUCAAGAAGUCCUGCAUAUCGGUGCUGAAGAGGAGGUGACCCAGGGGGCCCGGGCUGCCCGCAGCUGUCCUAGCUCCCGGUUCGCCCGUGUCUCUGUGCCCCCAGCUUGCCCCAUGGAAGGCGCCAGCCUUGGAGUCCCACACAUCCCUAGCACUCCCAUUUCUAGAGGCUGCCACCUUCCACGCACGUGGCCUUGCACCUCUCGGGGAGGAGGCUCCCAGACCCUUUCAAGUGUCUUUCAGAUCCUUCUCCCAUGCAGGCCUUGUUUCCAGGAGAGAGCCUCGCUGGGACAGAUGCAGUCUACCCCAGCCCCUCCUCUUCCA
Molecule: messenger RNA, 2257 nt
Organism: Pteronotus mesoamericanus
Lineage: Eukaryota; Metazoa; Chordata; Mammalia; Chiroptera; Mormoopidae
Gene: TRIM47
Product: tripartite motif containing 47
Exons: 6
Coding region: 27-1973 (648 amino acids)
Molecular function (GO): zinc ion binding
Source: RefSeq, a predicted model, not a curated record